Molecule: messenger RNA, 884 nt
Organism: Lacerta agilis (Sand lizard)
Lineage: Eukaryota; Metazoa; Chordata; Lepidosauria; Squamata; Lacertidae
Gene: NKIRAS2
Product: NFKB inhibitor interacting Ras like 2
Exons: 4
Coding region: 149-724 (191 amino acids)
Biological process (GO): canonical NF-kappaB signal transduction
Molecular function (GO): GTP binding; GTPase activity
Source: RefSeq, a predicted model, not a curated record
UCUCUUUCUGCCACUUCUCCUAGCUCCGCUGACUUGUUGGCCCUCAGUUCCUCUCCAGGCUGAAGCUGAAGGCAGAAAGUAACGAAACAAAGGGGCAAGCGCCUUGGGAAGCUUCUUGCAUUCUUCCUCUCCCCCCACCGACCAGAAGAUGGGGAAGAGCUGCAAAGUGGUAGUAUGUGGGCAAGCGUCCGUUGGGAAGACCUCUAUCCUGGAGCAGCUCCUCUAUGGGAAUCAUGUGGUCGGUUCAGAGAUGAUCGAAACCCAAGAGGACAUUUACGUGGGCUCCAUCGAGACGGACCGGGGCGUGCGGGAGCUGGUGCGCUUCUAUGACACCCGAGGCUUGAGGGAUGGGCUGGAGCUGCCCAAGCACUGCUUCUCCUGCACUGAUGGAUACGUGCUGGUUUACAGCAUUGACAGCAAGGAGUCCUUCAAGAGGGUGGAGAUUCUGAAGAAGGAGAUAGACAAGAGCAAGGAUAAAAAGGAGGUCACCAUCGUGGUCUUAGGCAACAAGUGCGACUUGCAGGAGCAGAGACGCGUGGACCACGACGCAGUGCAGCACUGGGCCAAGGCCGAGAAAGUGAAGCUGUGGGAAAUCUCCGUCGCCGACCGCAGGACCCUCAUCGAGCCUUUUGUCUACCUUGCUAGCAAGAUGACGCAGCCGCAGAGCAAGUCCGCCUUUCCGCUCAGCCGCAAGAACAAGAGCAGUGGUUCCGUGGACGGGUGAAAGAUUCGGGUGCUGUGCCCGCUGUAUCUCGUGGACCUGCAUGCGCAUAGGGCUGGCCUUACUUUGAGCCAAUGUGAAAAGGGGAACACCCAGUAGCAGAUUCCUGAUGAGUCACUGCUUUCCUUCCUCUCUUUGCAUGUUUCCCCCUCUUUUUUUAAAA